CCUCUUCUGAGCUCCCGGUGUUGAGUGUGAGUGAGGGGACCCAGGGCUUCCUCUGCGACGCCCCCAGACAGUUCCCCGCCGCCGCCACCAACGGAGGCGAGUGUGCGCCCCUGGGUGCUUUUCAGGAGGAGGUGAUGCAAGCGCGGGAUGCGGGGAAGGACUGUGGGUGAUAAGAAUGUGGGGGUGGAUCUUGGGACCCAGAACCCCGCUGAAGGAAGUUUGAAGGAAACAGUUCCUGGGCGGAUGCCUCUAAUUCAGGAAUCGCGCAUCCAGGUCCUGUGUGCUUCCUGGUCAUCGCUGCGAUCUUACGGUGAAGGGUAUCUGUCAGGGACACCGGCGGUAGUCACCAUCUUCCUGCUUCUGCUGUGUCGUGCUGUGAGAGUGUACGUCUGUGUGCACCUGCGGGGGUGCCUGUGGCCGCGACUCUGCAGUUGUGUGGGCUGGGCUGUGAACCAAGGGGGAGACAGCACAGAGGUAGAGGAAGACCAAGGAAGCAUUCUUACUAUGUGCCAGGGCCUGCAUUACGCAAUUGAGGCUCACGAUCUUCCGUGAACCCCAAGCAGCUCCGAGGAUCACUGACAGUCAUGAUGAGCAGCAGGUCAUGGAGGGACUGGCCGUGGUGUGGGGGGUGAGGGCCCCCCACCCCUGGGGAAGUCCUCCUGGGCCGGGCUCAGCAUGGACCCAGAACUCGUGCCCACCAGGCCGCCUUCCCUCUCUCCCACCCAGUGAUGGCCACCACUCUGGGCCUAAACCACAGCUCCAUGUCUGAAUUCAUCCUCGUGGGCUUCUCCACCUUCCCGCCACAUCUCCUGCCCGUCUUCUUCCUGCUGUUCCUGCUCAUGUACCUGUUCACCCUGCUGGGGAACCUGCUCAUCAUGGCCACUGUGUGGAGCGAACGCGGCCUGCACACGCCCAUGUACCUCUUCCUGUGUGCCCUGUCCAUCUCCGAGAUUCUCUACACCUUGGCCAUCACUCCACGCCUGCUGGUGGACCUGCUCUUCACCCACCGCACCAUUGCCUUUGCGGCUUGUGUCAGCCAGAUGUUCUUCUCCUUCACAUUUGGCUUCACCCACUCCUUCCUGCUCACCGUCAUGGGCUACGACCGCUACGUGGCCAUCUGCCACCCCCUGCGCUACAAUGUGCUCAUGAGCCCCCGUGGCUGUGCCUGCCUGGUGGCCUCGUCCUGGGCUGGUGGCUCAGUCAUAGGGCUGGUGGUGGCCACAGCCAUUUUCCACCUCACCUUCUGUGGACCCAAUGAAAUCCAGCAUUUUUUAUGUCAUGUACCCCCUCUCUUGAAGCUGGCCUGUGGAACUGAUGUACCAGUAGUAGCCCUGGGUGUGGGGCUGGUGUGCAUCACCAACUUGUUGGGUUGCUUUCUCCUCAUCCUCCUCUCCUACACCUUAAUUGUGGUUGCCAUCUUGAAGAUCCCCUCUGCUGAGGGCCGGCACAAAACAUUCUCCACCUGUGCGUCCCACCUUAUUGUGGUCAUUGUGCACUAUGGCUUUGCGUCUAUCAUCUACCUCAAGCCCAAGGGUCUGCACUCCCACGAAAGCAACACCCUGAUGGCCAUCACCUACACGAUCCUCACACCCUUCCUCAGUCCCAUCAUCUUCAGUCUCAGGAACAAGGAGCUGAAGACUGCCAUGAAGAAGACCUUCCUCAGCAAACUCUAUCCCUCCAGCAUCUAAGUGGCCAGUGUGAAGGUGGUUUCAGAAGAAGGUAGAAGGAUGACCAUACCCUCACCUGUACGAUGGGGUUUACAAUGUCUGCCUAGUAAGAUUGGUAAAAAGAUGUGUGACAACACCCAAGACAG
This is a messenger RNA of Leptonychotes weddellii (Weddell seal), 1813 nucleotides long. NCBI's taxonomy places the organism in Eukaryota, Metazoa, Chordata, Mammalia, Carnivora, Phocidae. The record is from RefSeq and is a predicted model, not a curated record.